Capronia coronata CBS 617.96 is the source of this 1035-nucleotide messenger RNA. Its product is annotated as GTP cyclohydrolase I. Gene Ontology annotation, molecular function: GTP cyclohydrolase I activity; GTP binding; zinc ion binding. The record is from RefSeq and is a predicted model, not a curated record. Bases 1 to 1035 code for a protein of 344 amino acids. The transcript has a single exon. NCBI's taxonomy places the organism in Eukaryota, Fungi, Ascomycota, Eurotiomycetes, Chaetothyriales, Herpotrichiellaceae. Gene Ontology annotation, biological process: tetrahydrofolate biosynthetic process; tetrahydrobiopterin biosynthetic process. Gene Ontology annotation, cellular component: cytoplasm.
AUGAGCCAAAAUCCCCCGAAAGUCCCUUCCGCCGACCAGAAGAUCUCUCCUCCUCUCAAACCCAAGCCUCGCUCUGCCAUACCGCCACAUUUACUGAACGGAAGUUCCCCUCUGCACAGUCCUCCGACCAAGACAAGAGCGCAAGAACGAGAAAGCCUGGCCUCCUCGAUCAAGAGCACUUACGAAACAAGGAAGGCGAUAGAUUUCGGGGACAGUGAGGCGUCCCCAAAUACAUUCCAGCAUACGUCUUGGGAGGGUCUCACAGAGGGCCUGUCCAACGUCGAAGCAAGACGACCCGUCCGUCUGCGGGAACCGGCACGUGAUGAGAGGGACGAAGCACCCAUGACUCCUCCGGCCAGCAUCUCCCGUCCCGCCAGUCCUUAUACACUCAAUCCGCCCAUUGACUUUGAUGGGCUGAGUUGGCCCUGCAUCGGCACGCGAGAACGACGCGAACAGACUCCGGAAGAGGCGCAGGCACGGUUGGACAAGCUUGCGGGAGCAGUCAAGACCAUUUUCGAAUGCAUUGGCGAAGAUCCCGACCGAGAGGGACUACGUGAGACACCAGAACGCUACGCCAAGGCCCUGAUGUAUUUCACGAAAGGCUACGAGGAGAAUGUGCGGGACCUCGUUAAUGGCGCAGUCUUCCAUGAAGACCACGAUGAAUUGGUCAUUGUCAAGGACAUUGAAGUCUUUAGUCUUUGUGAACACCACAUGGUCCCCUUCAUUGGCAAGAUGCACAUCGGCUACAUCCCCAAUCGACGGGUUCUGGGUCUGAGCAAACUGGCCAGGCUUGCGGAAAUGUUCUCUCGAAGAUUGCAGGUCCAGGAGAGAUUGACCAAGCAAGUGGCAUUGGCCAUUGCGGAGGUGCUCAAGCCCCAAGGGGUUGCGGUUGUCAUGGAAAGCAGUCAUCUCUGCAUGGUCAUGAGAGGGGUGCAGAAGACGGCCAGUAGCACGACGACCAGUUGCAUGCUGGGGGCGAUGAGGAGCAGUGCCAAAACCCGGGAGGAGUUUUUGAGUCUGCUGAAUCGGAAGUGA